CAACGGCAGCGGCGACGCAGAAGGCAACGAGCUGACGGCAGUGAUACGAAGGUGGGGGAGCGCCUUCACGGUGUUCGAAGGUGCGGAUCGAGACACUCCCCUGUGGCAGAUCCAGAUAUGUCACGCCGGACGGAAUUCCUUCGGAUACCAAGUACUGGCAGUCGCCAGAGAAGCGGUACAAACCCAUCCGAACCCCAACGUCCGGGACCUUCAACAACUGGAGUCGAUUCUCCAGGUGCGGCUCCUGAACGGAGCGCCGCCCCAGAACGGUCCGUUGGACCCCGAUGGGACAGGGCUGGAAGCAUGGCAAGUCGUUUUGUACGCGGCCUCGGUUUCGGCGGCCUUGGAGUUCGUGCAGCUGGUACUGAGCCACAAAGUCACCAAGGGGCACCUGCUGCAACUACCCGCCCUGCAGGUCGCGAGUCCAGACGACUCGGUGGACGCCGUGGAGCUUCGCCAGCCCGCAGCCAGGACGACCAACAGCCAGGACUCGGGACAAGCAGAAGAGACGACCAUGGACGUCGGGGCCGACGACAGCACGGAGCCCAUCUACACCAUCAGCAUUUUCGGAGGGAUAUACCCGUACCGCGAACUCUUCGACGCGGCGAAUAUCUCUGGGGGCCACAUAGCGCAGCCGGGCGGCAAUCGCGACUACGUGCGCUUUCUGGAGGUGCACAACGACGACCAGGGCAGAAACAAGUUGAAGUCGAUCUUCGAGCAGGUCUUGCUCCACGUACCUGUGUAUCUCAUCGACUGCACCCAGACCCCGAACGACGAGAUGGUCUCCUGGCUCGGCGGCCUGCCCUCGAUGUUCGCUCGUGACUCCGUCAAGCAGAAUCAUUGCAAUGUGCGGCGCGGCGCACUGCACAGAGCCCGCCCCUCGAUCGGUACACAGAAGCAGAGACCAGUACGCGAAGCCGGCGAAGGGACCGGCGACGACGCGGGCAACGGCACGACGUGCUCCGGGCGUCAGCGUCCGACACCCGCACAAGGAGACAGAAUCAUGGUCAUGAAGGAAGCUUGGUUGCAGCUGGUCAUGAACCGUCUGAAGACUGUGGAACUCCGCGGUGCGCCGGCGGCGCUGGGGAAGACGUGGCUGGGCUGCAACGGCCAGAUUCACGGAGCCGCCAAUAUCGUCGACUGCAGCAUCAUCACGGACGAGGACUUCCAGACCGGGAGAAAACAGCACAGACAUUUGGGAGGCAUGCCCAGCUACAAGAAAACCUACGCUCUGACCUUGCAAGACGUGACUGCGCUUGAACCAUGCAUCGAUUACUAUCGACUGCCAGCCACGGCACCGUGGGCGGUCUAUCGCACCGGACCGACCAGCGGAGCACGUCGGUCGGGUGCGCAGAAAAGAACCCUGGAGCAAGCGCAGGACACGAAGCCUGGCGAGGGCGUACCACUGGGGUUCGGUGCCGGAGACAGCCCGUUGCCACUGGCAGCCGGCACGGAAGACCCGGCAGAGGCAGAGCCUUCGAUCCGGACAAGGGACCAGGCAGACGAGCGUAACGCCGAGGACAUCGAGUGA
This is a messenger RNA of Symbiodinium sp. CCMP2456, 1531 nucleotides long. The record is from the annotation of a GenBank genome assembly. NCBI's taxonomy places the organism in Eukaryota, Dinophyceae, Suessiales, Symbiodiniaceae.